This is a messenger RNA of Zychaea mexicana, 501 nucleotides long. RefSeq names its product TLD-domain-containing protein. NCBI's taxonomy places the organism in Eukaryota, Fungi, Mucoromycota, Mucoromycetes, Mucorales, Lichtheimiaceae. The transcript has 4 exons. The record is from RefSeq and is a predicted model, not a curated record. The annotation marks the transcript as partial.
UUGCUUGUCAUCAAGACCAAGGAUGGGUCCGUGUUUGGCGCUUAUGCGGAUGAGGAAUGGAAACCUGUUACGGAUUGGUAUGGCAGCUCGUCCAACUUUUUGUUCCGUAUCCAGUAUCCUACUACUAUGGAUACGUGGGAUGGUGGCAGAGGAUCGAAUUCGAACUUUCAAUAUCUGUGCUGGGGAAAACAGAGCCUUCCAAACGCCCUUGUCAUGGGUGGGCAGUUCGACUAUGCAGGUUUAUGGCUUGAUUCAGAUUUCUUACACGGCCAUUCUAAGGCUGGCCCUGUAUGCACCACCUACCAAAGCCCACAGCUGUCACUCGAUCAAAACUUCACCGUGGAUGAAAUUGAAGUAUUCCUGGUUCGACCACUUCUGAGGAAUGAUGAUGAUGACAUGAUGCAGGAAGGAGGAGGAGUACUGAGCCGAGCAGAGGACAUGGAAUUCAUGGAAAUGGCUGGUAAAAAGCUUUACUCGCGAGACUUGCAGGAACCUGAACGC